Molecule: messenger RNA, 3060 nt
Organism: Anopheles marshallii
Lineage: Eukaryota; Metazoa; Arthropoda; Insecta; Diptera; Culicidae
Gene: CngB
Product: cyclic nucleotide-gated cation channel beta-3
Exons: 6
Coding region: 1-3060 (1019 amino acids)
Biological process (GO): monoatomic cation transmembrane transport
Cellular component (GO): plasma membrane; intracellular cyclic nucleotide activated cation channel complex
Molecular function (GO): intracellularly cAMP-activated cation channel activity; intracellularly cGMP-activated cation channel activity; protein-containing complex binding
Source: RefSeq, a predicted model, not a curated record
AUGUCCACCUCUGCACCAUUGGGUGUCGAGCAGGUGAAUCGUUCCCGCUCGGAAACAGUUCUCUCACUUGAUGGUGGGUGGCCACCAAGGUCACCUCCACCGUCGUUAUCGCCGUUUAUCGGAUGGCCGCGGAACAAUGAAUACGGUCGGCUCGGAUCCCGACCAGGUGUCCCGGGACAACCGGCCUGGAUGAGUGGUUCAAGUGGUGCUCUAGCACGCACCGGCAGCCGUGAUGAGGUGAAGCUGCACAAAAGUCUCGAAGAAAUUUCGAAGGACAUACGCGAGCUUGAAGACUUUAUCAGCGUGACCGAGGACAUAUUACGGCGUGAACGCGAGCAGGAUGAACAAGCGUCGCUACGGGAACGUCAACGUAAAGCGGCCGAGCGUACUAUGCAGCUCAUUCGGAGCAAGUGUAGUCCCACGAAAAAGUGCUUCAAUCGCGUCAUCAAAACGCUAGACGGUCAGAAAAAGGUUCUGCGCUCCCCGACCUACAAGGUGAACAUCACACAGAAACGACGCAUCAAAUCGUUCAGCCCGAAAGGUGGCUACAAAUCAAAGCUAUACUUUCGGAAUGGAAAGAUUGGCUGCCAGGAGGCCGAAAAUGCUGUAUCAAAUUUGCGCAGUACGCACGAACUAGUCAAGCGGAUCAUUAACGAUGAAAGCAACAUGCUGGUCAAGUUGGAGCACCAGCACUACUCGACGGGUGAACACGAUGGGCUUGAUUCGCGAUCCAGCUCGGUAGACACACCGGUGGAGAGUUUGCAGAUGUGCGUGACGGAAUCGGCAGGAACAUCGCUGUGUGAGGACGAAACAACUCCACCACCUGUCCCGGCGAUGUCCAGCGACGUUCCUAACGAAAUCAAUAGUCACGAAAAACCACGCUUAGAUGAUAACUCCCAGCAGAUCGAGAAUGCUAACGGAACCUCCAUAGAACCAUUGGAGGAAAGACGAAAUUCCACAAGUCCCACAGAGAUGAUGCCAACAAACGGAAAUGAUUUUGUUACCGUCCGGCUACGCCAUUUGGCUAACCGAUUCUCGGAGCGAACCAGAAAGAUGCGCAGCAAGCUUGAAAUUCCUCCCACACCGUCCAGCAGUGCCAGUGCUCCUUCUACGGCUCCCUCCACGCAGAAGCACCACGUAAAUCAACGGACGAUACAAAACUCCGCCUUAACGCUUCAGUCAGCCACCGAGACACCGGGCUGCAGCCACUACCUGUUUUGCCCUAUCUUCUGUUGCGGCGGCCGAAGCGAUAAUGUGCUUGAUCCCCAAGGAAAAUUUUACAUUGCCUGGCUGUUUAUCGUGUCGCUUUCGUUCCUGUACAAUGCGUGGGUCAUACCGCUGCGAUCCUCGUUCCCCUAUCAAACGCCCGAAAAUACCAAAUAUUGGAUUGCGAUGGACAUUUGUGCGGAUGUUAUCUACCUGCUGGACAUACUGUUCGUUAAGCAUCGCUUGAUGUAUCUCUAUGAAGGAUUCUGGGUGAAGGAUAAGAAUCUUACUCGCAAGAACUACAUGCGUAAGCUGCAGUUUAAGAUGGAUCUGUUAGCGUUGGUGCCGCUGGAUUUGCUAUACCUUCGCUUUGGGACCGAGCACGUGGUGUUUCGUGCACCGCGACUACUGAAGAUUCAAAGUUUUUGGGAGUUUUUCAAGCUGAUCGAUCGAGUCAUUUCAUCGCCACAUAUUAUACGUGUUGUGAAGACGCUGACCUACAUGCUGUACAUGAUACAUCUGACAGCGUGCGCAUAUUACGCGUACAGUGCCUAUCAAGGACUCGGCUCCAAUCGGUGGGUGUUCAACAACAAGGGUCACGCGUACGUACGCUGCUUCGCAUUCGCUACCAAAACGGCCACCUCCAUUGGCAAAAACCCAAAACCGGAGAAGGAGGGCGAGCUGAUGUUCAUGACGGCCGCCUGGCUGAUGGGUGUGUUUGUGUUCGCGCUGCUUAUCGGCCAGAUACGGGACAUCAUUGCGACUGCGACACGUUCCAAGUCCGAGUACAAGCAGCUGGUCGACGAAACGCUGGAGUAUAUGCGCCGCCUCAACCUGCCAACCGAUCUGCAGCGGCGUGUCAAGAUGUGGUUUACCUUCACCUGGGAGCAGCAGAAGUGCUUGGACGAGACGCAUAUUAUGGAUGCGUUGCCGGCUAACCUGAAGACCGACAUCGCUAUCUCGGUACACAUACAGACCCUAUCCAAAGUGCAGCUGUUUGCCGACUGCGAGGAAGCGUUGUUACGUGAACUCGUGCUGAAGCUGCGCUCGGUCACCUUCCUGCCCGGGGAUUACGUGUGCCGGAAGGGUGAGGUCGGUAAGGAGAUGUACAUCGUGAAGACGGGCCAGGUCCAGGUGAUGGGUGGUCCUCGGAACGAUGUUGUGCUAGCGACACUGUACGAGGGUUCCGUGUUCGGUGAGAUCAGUCUGCUGGCGAUCAACGGUGCGGAAGGAAACCGUCGUACGGCGGAUGUACGAUCGAAAGGAUUCUCCAACCUGUUCGUGCUCUCCAAAUCGGAUCUGAACGAAGCGAUCGUGUACUACCCGAAUGCACAGGCCAUCCUGAAGAAGCGUGCCAAGAGUUUGAUGCGCAAAAAUGCUGCCCGUGAAAAGGCCGAAUCGCAGCAGAGCAUCGACACGAAGGACAGUGAGGCGGAUGUAGUCAUCCGGAAUCCACAGGAUCCAACCUCUCCGAAGCUGCUAAAAACCGUCAUCCAAGCGUUGCCCCAGGAGUCGGCCGCCGUGCAAUUGCUAAUGCAAGGUUUCAAAAUGAUUGAUCCAUUGACGGACGAGACGGACGAGCAGCAAAUGGAGAUGGCCGGAGCUGAGGAGAAGAACGUUGAACCAGAUCGCGAAGAAACGGCCUCGGUACGCAGUGUGGAGAUCAAGCACACGACCGAGGUGCAGAUCGAGAACGAAAAGAAUGUCGAAUUGCCGUGUGAUUUGGUGUACAGCAUUAAGAAAGAGCUGAUGGAGAACAAUAGCUAUAUCAAUCUAACCGAUACGGAAAAGUACAAGCUGCUCCACGAGCUUUCCAAGGAUGAGUACGGCAACCAGGAAAAGUCGCCAGUUUAA